Molecule: messenger RNA, 6380 nt
Organism: Pectinophora gossypiella (pink bollworm)
Lineage: Eukaryota; Metazoa; Arthropoda; Insecta; Lepidoptera; Gelechiidae
Exons: 11
Coding region: 446-5764 (1772 amino acids)
Biological process (GO): signal transduction
Molecular function (GO): GTPase activator activity
Source: RefSeq, a predicted model, not a curated record
GCCGCCAGUUGCUCGCACCGCGAACAGUCGCGCACACGUCGCGCCGCCUUCGCCGCUCUCGCCUCGCGAUACGAUAACGCGCCCUCUUUGAACACAACACUCACUCUAGCUACACAAUCGACUUCAUUCACACUUACGUUACUACGGCCCAUUGUUAUUAUCCAAUUACGUAGCCGAUCGCUCCGAAUUGUAUCGGCCCGUGGUCCAGAAACCGGCUCCGUGACCAUAUGAUCCGCAUCUGACCCGUCCGAACUGCAGAUCUCCGAUACCGGUGCGCGGUCACGAUGUGGAUCAACAUUUGAAAAGUGCAUUUGUCUAGACAGUGGAAGGAUGACUCAGUGGUAACUUUCUCGUGUAAUGUUGGUUCAGUUUUGUGACACGAUUUUGUUGGAGAUGUGAAUGUUGACGUAAAGGAUCUGUCGGUGGUGCUUAUACGGAUAGUGCUAUGGCUGGUGCUAGUGAAGAGGGUGGUAAUGUGGAGGAGGCUGCACCGGCUGCGGUUGCGGCGGCGCCCGAAGCUCGCAAACGCGGGCUGAGCGGGUCGAUGUCGCUGCGCACGCGCAAGUUGGGGCGGAGGCUGUCGCGCAGCAUGUCCAUCGUAGCGCUGAAAUUGCCGGAGAAGGCUCACAGCAUCACGCGGACCUCGUCCAAGUUGAUGCGGACUGCCAGCAGGGACAAGAAGAACAGAACCUUCGAGCUAUCGAUCAUAUUGCCGGACAAGACUCAGAGACAGGUGACAGUGAGCGGUAACAGCACGGUGGCAGAAGUUGUCUGUGAGCCGCUGCAGGAAGCGGGCGCGGUGGUGGCUGGCCUGCCGAGCGGCCCGCUGUCCGCUCCGCUCGUGGUCCCACUCGGCGGCCCGCUCCCCUCCCCCGCCGCCUUCACCCCGCCGCCCGCACCUCCUGCUGCUCUCCUCUUCUUAGGAGGAUGCAAAGCUCCCGUCGACCACAGGGCACAAGCCGUAGCCCUGGAAGGAGAAGUACUCGUCGUAGAAUACCAACCUCCCCAGUGGGACGGCAAAGACCUCGAAACAUUCAUCGCAUGGGAAAAGAUUUAUGCUUCGACGCUGUUUUCUGCGGUCGAGCUGUACGGCAAGCCACUGCUGCGAGCAGCUGUCAUCACUAAGGAGGAGUAUCAUCUGCUUUUCUACUACUUGGAGUCUGUUUCCGAAGCUAGUGAAGCCCUCACCGAGCGCAUGAGGAAAUACAUCGACUCGGGCUUGCUCAUCAACGAAAGUAAGAAAGAAGAUGACAAUCAUUCCGUUACUUCCAAGAAAAGCAUCACAGAGGAAUCUAAAAGUAUCUUGUCACAACUAAUACAAGAAGGUUUUAUCUCGCAUAGAGACAUUGACGCUUCGUCAGAGGUCACUAGUACUACCGAAUAUACUGAGCGUCAAGCAGGUAACCGCAAAUCAGAUGACAGUGUUUCUAGUAUUUCCUCAACAAGUCUGCGUAAAGUGAUUGUCGACAUACCAAUAGAUUGCAGUGAGUCUGUGGUCGACAACUCGAUUGUCGAGACUGAUGAUAAUGUGACGACCGUGACCAUCAGAAGCGGCGGCCAGUGUUGCGCCGACCAUAGAAUAUCUGCUGACGUCACCGAGAAUGUUUGGGCGAACGUUCGAUGGGAUUUUCUCAACCCUGCGGACUUCGGCUAUGACUUGGUUCGAAGCGUAAAACGAAGUCGUUCAGAUUCCGCGUUAACUCCAAUUGCGAGGCGUAAAAAUGAAGAAAUCUAUGAGACAUUACCAAACGUCGACGGUGAGUCCUGUGGCAGCGUGACACCGUAUGAAUCGAUUGAAGAUCUAUAUGACUGUAUAAAGAACGGGCAAUACAGUAGUGCUGCUGCAGAGGAAUCUUCUCCAUCCACUGAGAGCCAGUCUGAGCCGCAGUAUCCUGACUUCUACGAAAAGGCGAGCACCACCCGUCAGAGUUCCGCGAGCAGUGAUAAGAGUGGGGCCUCUUCCGCGUUUCCGUUUUCGAAAUGUGGUUCGAGCGAUUCAACGGGCGCGUUUGCAUCGUGCGAGUCAAAUAGUGGCAUUAGCAGUUUCGUAGCGAAGAAGAUCCCGGAGUCAAUUAAGAGCCGGGAGCUGCCGCCGACACCGGCUGAAGGCGACGCGAGCGAGAGCGCGAUACUGAUGAAGCAGUUGUUCAUGGGGGAGCUGAUGGAUGCUUACGGCGAGUUCCUCGCGGCGUAUCCUUUCGCGCGGGCAUUGCUCCGACGCAAGACACGUCGGGACGAGCACUUCUUGGCUCUGGCGGACAUCCGACGGGGCGCUGCUAAGUACACCAUCGCUGACUAUCUCGAGCUGCCGAUCGAGCGGCUGGCGCAGUACGAGCGGCUAGUGGGCGGUGGGUGCGCGCGGCGGCGGGCCGCCCGUCUGUCCGACCUGGAGCGCGUGCAGGACCUGUUCCCGCACGACUACCUCGCGCUGCACGACGCCGACGCCCCCGCCGCGCUCGCCUCGCACCAUGCACAGAAAUCGAAGAGUCUGCGCAAGCGUCCGAGCUUGGACAUCGGCGGCACAGUUACCGCGAACAGCAGUUCAUUGUCCCCACGAACCUUCAUCAUGGAGGCACCAGUUCAACUAUGCCCCGUCGGCACCACCUCACCGCCGCUCGAUCGGCACCUAUUCUUGUUCAGUGACUUGCUACUCGUGGGCAAGUCCCGUGGCACCAACUGCUUCAAGCUGAAGGAGAGCGUCAGGCUCGCCGAGCUGUGGACCUCGCUGCCUGACGCCGAUGACACCGGCUUCCUGAUCGGAUGGCCGACUUUUACAGGCGUCGCCAAUUACUUGGCGACAUACCCUACGCAAGCUGCUCGUGAUACUUGGUACAGAAAAAUACAAAACGCCUUGACUGCACAGUUGGCUACGGAACCAAAGUCAACAAACAUCCAGAUUUUCUAUAAGGAUUUGACGAGCUCUAUAGAAUUCUGCAAGACAGUAUCAGUAAGUCCAGAGAUGAGCGCUAGAUGCGUGGUUCGCCAAGCUCUGCACGUGCUACAAGGAGGGGGUGAACCAGAUGGCGAAGGGGAGGGAGAAGGUGACCACGAGGGUGACGGGCGAUGGGGCGCCGCCACUGAGUUCACGCUGUGUGUGCGCACGGCGAGAGAUGCGCCGCCCACGCCGCUGCAAGGCAUUGAGAGACCUCAUGCUAUACAGAUGUCGCGAAUAAGGCAGACGCUGUCAAAUGAGGACGGAUUUGACCUGGAGCAUGUGAAUGCUAAGAACAAUCCUUGCGGUCUCGUCUUUGAGUUGAGAAAGAAAAAUCAAGCAUUAAAAAACGGCAACUCAACCCCUGGCCGCGGGUUGCGCCUACUACGUCGCGGGGGCCGCUUAUUCGGCGUAGCUCUAACCAGGUUAUGUAAUGGGACGCCGCCCCCGGCCCUGCUGCAUGCGCUGCGUCGGCUGCGAGGCACGGCUCCCGUCACUCAUGGAGUCUUCAGGCGCAGCGCUAAUGCUAAAGCGCUGAGAUUGUUGAGGGAUAAGCUGGACACCCUGGGUCCCUGGGCAGAAGGCUGCGCGGAGUUGGACCGCGCCCCGGUCUUGCUGUUGGCAGCGCUGGUGAAAGAGUUCUUCCGCGCUCUGCCUCAGCCUCUGCUUGCCUCCGAGCUCUACCCCGCUUGGCUACAAGUACUCGGUUUACCACAAACAGAGAAAGUGGCAGCCGUUCGGUCGUUGCUGCUCAAGUUGCCGAAGGCUCACUAUAACAUGCUGACUUACUUCGUGUGCCUGCUGCAAGCCAUCGCGAAGAAGUCCAACAUCAACCUCAUGUGUCCCAUGAACCUCGGCGUGUGUGUAGGCCCUAGCCUGCUGUGGCCCAACACUCCCUGUGACAAAGCUCCCAAAGCAGUGCCAAUGGUUGUAGAACUCCUUAUUGUCAAAGCUGAAGCCCUUUUCGGACCACAAAUCAGCGGCCUUCUCGGCAACGGAACUCCAGAGAAUUCCAAUGCGCUACUCGACUCUGGCGCAGAAGAAAGCGAUAGCCUCCAUUCGGUUGGAAUAUCUUUGGAUUCGAUGGAACUAUCGACUCCGCGGAAAGAGAAGUUGUCGCUGAGCAGAGAUUCUGGGCUGACGCUCUCAGAGGACGACUCCAACAGCAACGGAGGUAACAGUCCAGCACCACGCAACAUCCUGCACAGUCUGUCGGCACCCACCUGCAACCUCCAACAGGAGUCCAAGCUGGUGUCGCGAUAUACCACCGAAACUACACACAACGUCAAUGGCUUGCCUCGAGUAUCUCAGCGUCAAAAUAUUUAUGCCAACAAAUCGGAAGUGUAUAGCACAGCCAAUGAAGACUUAUAUACGACACCCUAUCUAGGAGAGCGCUACGUUCAUAACUCGAUAAACAUUGGAAUCUCAAAUGGUAUCGAUGACAGAAAUUACGUAGCUAAAACCGCCGUUCAACGUUCCACGGCCGAUAUUUAUGGACAGAGUCCAGCGAAAUAUAUUACUGGCAUGGAACCGCAAAAACCACCAAGGAGCAAUGUUUCAAAGGCAGCACGAACUUCAAAAGUGUACAGCAUGUUCGCCGAAUCCCAAGAAACAGAGAAAAAUGUGACUAACAAAAAUUUCAGUAGAGCAAAAAGUUCAGAUAAUCUAUUAGAAUCCAAGCAAGAAUCAAUCGAUAAUAAGCGCGAUCUAGUUUCUAGUCAAGAAAAUAUAGUAUACAGUAACAUUCACGACCUCGCGAUGUUCACGGAAAACAUUCAACGCCAAAACCAUUAUCAAACACAUGCAGAAUUGUUAGCGAACUCAAACACGAACUACUCUCGGGUUUACACUGGAUGGGAAAAGAAAAGCGCAAACUACACCAGUAAAUCGACGAACGGUACUUCAGAGAAUAUAUAUGGACAUAUGAGCAAGAACCAAACGGAAUCGUCACAAAAUAAAGCAGAUGGAAAAAUUACACCGGCAGCCACCAUUUUUACAAGAAAUGACUGGUCUCGUCAAGCAGCGAGAACGAAAAGUUUAGAAGUCAACGAAGAAGGGCAAACAAAUUCAGAUAAACCACGCAACGGAAAUUACGAAAUAAAUGUUGGAAACUUUUGCCGCAAACGACGCUUCGAUCCUGCGCAUUUGUGUACUAAGAGUUGUGCAACAUCACAGGCUGCUAACAGAGAACAAGAGAAGAACAUGAUCAAUCCACUUCAGAACUCGUACUCGUAUAUCGACGGCUUGCAUAACGGCAAUUCUGAGGAGAAAAAGCAAAAACUUCGCAACUAUAACAACAAUAAACUGAAUCAGUCCAAGUCUCUAGCCAACAUAAUCUUGCAGAGCGACUCGAGCAGCAAUGAUACACUGUACCAACCUCAGAAUUCGUUCAACAGCCGCUCGACGGAGUCUACGGCUAGUGAGAACUCGUUCGAGAACUGCUACACUACCCAAUAUAUCGAGCCCCUGUACACAUCGGUUUACAACCGGAGGCGGGACAUCUUCCACGAAGACAAGUCGGGCAUGUUCACGUCGGACAUCUACAAGGCGACGCCGACAUCGGUACAGCCGGACUACCGCUCGACGGAGGAGAACAACAACAAGAAGCCGCCGCACAUGCCGCCGCCCGUGCCGCCGCGGAAGGUGGUCUACCAGCGCGUGCUCAAGAAGUUCCAGCCGGUGCACGUCAACAAGGACGACAAGGCGUCGCGCUCCAAGUCCGUGCCGCCCGUCUACCGUGACCCUCCCAACGGUAAGGACAAGAAGAACGGCCAGAACGUCCUGGCCCUCGACUGUUCAGAAUCCGAUACGGAAUCGGAGUCCUAUGUUUAAGCUCGUCGCAGCACAAGAUAAUUUAAUUGAUCAUGUUUUGGGGUGCAAUAAAAUUUGAUUAUUACUAGAAUACCUAUUGGACGACAUGCCAGGAAAUAGGUAGAUCAUGUACCUAUUAUGGAUAUUUUAAUCAUAUUCUCAUUUAUCUCGAUGUAUUUUUCAAUUAUUGACGUGAAAUAAAUGUUUUUCUUUUUAAAUUAGAACCUUAUUCAAUUGAUUGUAUUGUAGCCUUGUCCUGUUAAUCCCGCCUGAAAAUUGUAAUAUGUGACCAUAACCUGAGUUGUUUUGGUGAUGUAAUUCCAAAGACGUAAGAAUAGUUUGCCAAGUUAACGGUAUUAUAUAAAUCGAUGUUUCAAUAUUUUAAUCGAUAACUUUACGGUAGCCUUUGGUAGUGGAUCGUUUGUGUUAAUACCAGCCACUCUUUAAACCUUAAUUGUAAUUUGUUUAGAUGUCGUGUUUAAAAUACGUAAUAUUUUGACUUUUAUUUGUGUCAUGUAUGUUUAAGAGUUAAUAAAAAUAUUAUAUUGAUGUAAAAGAAAAAGUAUGCCCGUGUAUAUAAUGUAUGAUAAAAUUGUACCUACAUAUACUAAAAAUAUAUUAAUGAUUUGUAAUGAUA